Molecule: messenger RNA, 1250 nt
Organism: Ipomoea nil (Japanese morning glory)
Lineage: Eukaryota; Viridiplantae; Streptophyta; Magnoliopsida; Solanales; Convolvulaceae
Product: lipid phosphate phosphatase gamma, chloroplastic
Exons: 2
Coding region: 196-867 (223 amino acids)
Biological process (GO): protein N-linked glycosylation; lipid biosynthetic process
Cellular component (GO): endoplasmic reticulum membrane; intracellular membrane-bounded organelle
Molecular function (GO): dolichyldiphosphatase activity
Source: RefSeq, a predicted model, not a curated record
GAAUUUUUCCAAUUCUGCGGGUGUUAGAUGGGAAAAAUGGAGGAGAACAGAUGCGAUUCAUCUUUUUGCUAAACUAUAUAACACUUCUCUUUCCUCCAUAGCCAUUUUUCUUCUGUCAACUGGUUUUCUCUUUCGCUUUGCUCUCUCUCAGGCGCUGUGAUUGUACACAUCGCAGAUCUCAUUGCGCAAUCCGCCAUGUCCCACGUUCCGCUGAAGGCCGUGACUCUCACGCACGUCCGGUACCGGAAGGGCGAUCAGCUGGGGCAUUUCCUGGCCUGGGUGUCGCUGGUGCCCGUCUUCAUCACCUUCGGCGGCUUCAUCUCCCACUUCAUGUUCCGCCGCGAGCUCCAGGGCAUGUUCUUCGCCUUAGGCCUGCUUAUUUCCCAGAUAAUCAAUGAGGUCAUCAAGACGUCGGUCCAGCAGGCCCGCCCCGAGACCUGCGUGAUCCUAGAGAUGUGCGAUUCGCAUGGCUGGCCCUCCAGCCACGCCCAAUACAUGUUCUUCUUCGCCGUCUACUUCACGCUACUCACCCACCGGAGACUGGGAUCCUUGUUCCGGUACCAAAUGUUGUUCGCUGUUCUUCUGAUCUGGCCGUUGGCGAUUCUGACUCUCCACUCGAGGGUCUACCUAGGUUAUCACACGGUGGCGCAGGUCUUUGCCGGGGCUUCGCUCGGCGCUUUCCUCGGCGCCGCCUGGUUCUGGGUGGUUAAUUCUAUAAUCAGACGUUAUUUUACGGCUAUUGAGGAGAGCGCUUUUGGGAGGUUCUUUUACAUUAAGGACACUUCGGAUAUCCCCAAUGUAUUGAAAUUCGAAUACGAAAAUGCUAGGGCUGCUAGGAAACAUGUGUCUUACAAGCGUGUGGAUUGAUACGUGAUGAUCAGUUCUGAUUGUAGUUCAGUUUCUAAUACACACAGCUUAGCUAUUAUUCACCAGAAGCAACCAUUUCAGCAGCAAUUCUCAAUUUCUCAUAUCAGUUUUGACUGUUUCUUUCCCAGAAUCGCUUCAUCUGGACUCUGAAGGUGCUUGGUACCGUUUAAAGGAUCCAUUGCUGGCACAAGAAGAGGAAAGAUAAAAUGUGUUUUGACACCUUUUUACACACUAUAUUCUAUUGCUCGUUUGAUUCAUAGGUUUUUACAGUUUUUCCAUAGUAUGGCCAAACAUUUUAUCUUGUAAGCCUGUCUUAAAAUAGAACUUCUCAGAUGAACUAAUCCUUUAAUAAGUCUACAUAAUUCAAAUAUUUCUCUACACUU